This is a messenger RNA of Phytophthora sojae, 1773 nucleotides long. RefSeq lists its product as hypothetical. NCBI's taxonomy places the organism in Eukaryota, Oomycota, Peronosporomycetes, Peronosporales, Peronosporaceae. Bases 60 to 1754 code for a protein of 564 amino acids. The record is from RefSeq and is a predicted model, not a curated record. Gene Ontology annotation, biological process: transmembrane transport. The transcript has a single exon. Gene Ontology annotation, molecular function: transmembrane transporter activity.
GCGCACCCCGGUCUCCUCUUCCUUCCUCCACUUUUCUCCACACUCUUCGACUGCCAGCGAUGACCGAUCCGUCCGUGCAGCGCGUGACGCCUCCCGCUAAGAACUGCGGCGGCAAGGUCCGCGGCGUGCUCGUCAAGCACUGGACGGUGCCCGAAAAGCACCGCUCCGAGCAGCAGGACGCGGCCGAGGAGUACCUGCUGACGGCCUACCUCUUCGGCAAGUACUGGACGCUGCCGUGGAUCAAAUUCAACCGCUGGUACCUCUUCUGCGCGAGCUUCAUGGUGCAGUUCUGCAUCGGCUCGCUCUACUCGUGGUCGGUGCUCAACAACCCCAUUGACCUGCUCAUCUACAACGACAAGACCAAGGGCAUGGCCGUCAACGCCUUCUACAUCGCCGUCGGGGUCUUCGGCACGUCCACGGCCAUCAUGGGCCCGUGGAUCGAGCGCAACGGCCCGCGCGCCGGUGUCGUCCUCGGCGCCACCUCGUUCCUCAUCGGGUGCGUCGUCAGCUGCAUCUCGCUGCACGCCAAGUCCAUCGUGGGGCUGUACGUGGGCUACGGACUCUUCUGCGGCUUCGGCAGCGGUCUCUGCUACAUCUCUCCAGUCUCCGCGCUCCAGAAGUGGUUCCCGGACUACCGCGGCGCUGCUGCAGGCUUCGCUGUGGGCGGCUACGGUGCCGGCUCCGUGGUGUGGGGCAAGGCGUACCUGCCUAUCAUCGAGGCCACCAGCGUGCCCGACCUGUUCAUCGUCGUGGGGUGCGUCUUCACCUUCAUCCUGCUCUGCUGCGCCGUGUGUCUGCGCACGCCGCACGCCACGUUCCACGUGGCCGGGCUCAACAUGCACGGAGAGGCGGUGCGCGAGGCGGAGGAGUCGUUCGCGCGCGGCGAGAAGAUCAGCGUCAUGUCCGCGCACGAGUACGAGUCCAUCAUGACGCCCACGGCCAAGGAGAUGGAGGCGCUCGUGGACCCGAGCGCCGACCCGCACGACACCAACUCGCAGGUCAAGAAGAUGACGCUGAUCCAGGCCAUCACGUCGCCCGACUUCAUCUUCCUCUACAUCAUGUUCUUCGGCAACCAGCUCUACGGCCUCAUCGUGCUGUCCAAGCUCUCCACCAUGUGCACGACGCUCUUCGGCAAGACGGCCGACCAGGGCGCGGACAUCGUGUCCAUCAACGGCGCCUUCAACUGCGUGGGGCGCCUCCUGUUCCCGCUCAUCUCGGAUGUGAUCGUGCGCAAAUUCAACGUCGAGCACGCCUUCGCGCGCAAGUGCCUCUUCUACUACGGGCUGGUCUCGCAGAUCACGAUCAUCGCCAUCUUCCCCACGCUCAUCCGCAACGAGAGCUACACGGCCUUCGUGGUGCUCGUCUUCCUGCUCACGCUCUCGUACGGCGGCGGCUUCGGCACGAUCCCGUGCUUCCUCACCGACAUGUUCGGCGCCUUCAACAUCGGCGCCAUGCACGGCUUCAUCCUCACGGCCUGGUCGCUGGGCGGCGUGGCCGGCGGCCUGAGCUUCAACGCCAAGUACAACGCGGCCAUCAAGGACGGCACGACGCCCGUGGACGCGUACGUGGACGGCAUCUACAAGAUCCUGAUCGUCGUGUGCGUCACGGGCAUCUUCAUCUUCAUGGUGCGCACCAACCCGCGCGACCGCUUCGAGAAGGGCUACCACUACAGCCUCUUCGGCAAGCGCGUCAUCAGCAUCAAGCCCAAGGACACGGCCGCGAGCAAGGAGGACCUGCUGCAGAGCGAGGCCUAAAGAGGGAGAAGAAGGAGGA